Seminavis robusta is the source of this 1544-nucleotide messenger RNA. The record is from the annotation of a GenBank genome assembly. Lineage: Eukaryota; Bacillariophyta; Bacillariophyceae; Naviculales; Naviculaceae.
AUGGAUGAUGCAGAUGGAAAAGAAACCAACAAUGAGGUGCAAGUAUGCAAACGCCUUCGUUGUACAGAUCCUGAUCUCACAGUCUUGGUGAAAUAUCUAAACGAAGAAGAAAACGUGGCACAGAAGGAGUACUACAUGUACAGUCACGUGUUGGCUGGGUUGAGCAACUUUAUUGACACUGCUUUGUCUGUGGAUAUGAAGGAGAAAGCAACUUGCAAGAUUGUGUUUCCGGAUGUGACACCUGAGAUCUUUGAGAUGGCACUCAAGAUUUUGCUAGACCCUGUUGCUUCCCGUUCGUUGAAAGCCAAAGAUGCUAUCCAGCUGAUCAAAUUCUAUGACCAGUAUGAGUUUGCUGGAGGGGUCCAGCUUUGUGAUGACGUGUUUGCAAACUACUUCCAGCAAAAGUUGGCAGCAUACAGAGACAGCCUGUCUUCGCCUGAAGAGACUGACUUUUUUGUGGAAGCCCUUGUAUUGGUAUUUCAAUUCAAGUUGCGAAAAGCAAUGAAUGAUGGGAGAAAGUGCAUCCAAGGUAGGAUGGAACUCAAUCUGUCACGGCAUGGAAGAUUCAUGUUCACAACCGAGCACAUAGAAAAGCUGCAGCCUGCAAUCCGGAAGGGCCUAUUUGGCAGUACAUGGAGCAUGGAUUUUAACGGUCUAUUCCCUGAGGGUUUGAGCCUGGAGGAUCUGUCUUCAUCUUUGUUCCCAAAAUACUAUGUGACCUGGGCAUCUGCUGUGAUCUCAGGAUGUGCAUGCCCUCUUGUAGAGGUUUCUGGAACUGGUAAUGAUAUCGAUGGGGUUUAUGAACGAGAGAACACAAAGUAUAGGGGACAUAGGUACCGGAAAGUCGGCGCUCCCACUGAAUAUUCUGGGGCAUUCGUAAUCGAUAGGAAUGAAUUGUCAGAGGGUGGCUGGGCUAUUAUGGAAGAGGAUACGGGCGGUAAUCCCAUCAAAUUCUUCUGGGUAUGUCCCAAUUCGGCAAGUUUGGAAGUACCCCCAGAGGAAGGGCCUUGGGUCAUAUCUUGCGAAGCUGGGUAUGCAUAUAAAAGCAAGAUUCCACGAAUUCGUCUCCUUGGACCUCAAGAGCGUCGCUAAAGGCCCGUUUGUGUCUCAUGGAGGACGCUGUACCAGUACUCACUAUGCUUCUGAUUACAACUCCAAAGCAUGCUAUCCGAUUAAUUAAAAUAACCCAGCAGCACUUAUAACAUACCCACCACGUAACCAAAAAAGUACCUCAGAAAACCAGAAGGCUCCGCAGGAGGUUCACCGUGGUUUCCUGAAAACUUAGUGGCCUCACCGAGGCGAAGGCAUGCCUCAAAAGCCAAUACAAUUUUAUGGUACCCUACUUCUUGCAUCUCCGUACAGUACCACAGAAGGGUAUCCUGAAGCAAAGCCAAGAGUUUGCUGUUGAUUUUCUGCUGCAGCUGAGCUUCCUGGAAGCUGGUUGUGCACGGUAGCCACAUUCUUUUGUGGAGUGGUUACUAAUAGGGGUCUUCAAGGUUGCUCUUUCAUUCCACUUUUUUGGCACUUUUUUUUUCUUUUCUGGG